This is a messenger RNA of Myodes glareolus (Bank vole), 3622 nucleotides long. NCBI's taxonomy places the organism in Eukaryota, Metazoa, Chordata, Mammalia, Rodentia, Cricetidae. The record is from RefSeq and is a predicted model, not a curated record.
GCAAGCAUGGGCAGGGGAGGGUGAGAUGCAAGAUAGAGUGACUAGCAUCAAUGCUGGGUAAUGGUAGUGGCAGACAAGCUACUCCAAAUGGCAGAAAAUGGAGGGGUUGUAUCCAUACCACAUAGGGAGGGAGGAUCUUAAUUAGUAUUUUGUUUCUUAGCAGCUGCUGGUAUGUCAGAGGCUUGGAAUUGGCAACAUCUAAAGCUGCUGUAGUUACUGACCUCACCCAAGUUCCAAGGGCUCUUCCUGAGCCUCAGAGCUAAAAUACUCUGGAGCACUUUCCUAUUGGCUGGGAAGACCAACUGAAGUUCCCUUGCCCAUGUUUGGAGGUGGACGCCUCCUGAACUAAAGAUAGAAACAGCUGGCCCUUCUAGGCAGCUAAAAGCCUUCAGACUUAAGAGGUGUUCCCCACUCUGCAGCCAGACUCCUUGAAAUACCCUUUGAGUAAGCUCAACCAACGCUUCCAUGUCUCUGCUCUGCCAUAACAAAGGCUGCGGGCAACACUUUGACCAUAAUGUCAAUCUCCCUGAUUCCUGUCACUAUCACCCUGGGGUCCCAAUCUUCCAUGAUGCACUUAAGGGUUGGUCCUGCUGCCGAAAGCGAACUGUAGAUUUCUCUGAGUUCUUAAAUAUCAAGGGCUGUACUGUGGGACCACACUGUGCUGAGAAGCUUCCUGAGGGCCCUCAGCCUGAAGGCCCUGCCACGAGUUCGCUUCAGGAGCAAAAACCUCUGAAUACAAUUCCAAAGUCAGCAGAGACCUUGCUCCGAGAAAGGCCUAAGGCAGAGAUGCCUCCGAAACUGCUGCCACUUAUUAUUUCUCAAGCCCUGGGAGUAGCAUUGGAACAGAAGGAACUAGACCAGGAACCUGGAGCAGGACUUGACAGUAGUCUGAUCUGGACUGGUUCCAGCUGCCAGAACCCAGGAUGUGAUGCUGUUUACCAAGGUCCUGAGAGUGACUCUGCUCCAUGUACCUACCACCCAGGGGCACCUCGGUUUCAUGAGGGGAUGAAGUCUUGGAGCUGUUGUGGUAUCCAGACUUUGGAUUUUGGGGCAUUCCUGGCACAGCCAGGAUGCAGAGUUGGUAGACAUGACUGGGCAAAGCAGCUGCCAGCUUCUUGCCGCCAUGAUUGGCACCAAACAGAUUCCUUGGUAGUGCUGACUGUAUAUGGCCAGAUUCCACUUCCUGCAUUUAACUGGGUGAAAGCCAGUCAAACUGAGCUUCAUGUCCACAUUGCCUUUGAUGGUAACCGCGUGUUCCAAGCCCAAAUGAAGCUCUGGGGGGAUAACAGCAACUGUCCCAAAAUCCUGAAGAGAAAGAAGGGAUUGGCCUAACAGGGGCUGCAGGAAAAUGAAGAAAGGAGAAACACAGGGAUACAUGAAAAAGCUGGGAUCUGGUGGACCACUAAGCUCUCGGGUGGAGAAACUGCAGCAUCCUGGAAGUUCGGUGCAUUUAUUAUAUACAGUUGAACUGGAGGUAGGCUAUUACAUACAGCUGCAUAAGGAGGCAGGUUAACUAAUCUUGGGUUAGGAGCACGUUCUGUAGGGGAGCAGUCUUCAGUCAUAAGUAUCUAGGGGAGAAAGCUCCAGUGGACAUGUUCCGCACACAGUAUCAACAUUUGUACUUAAGCAAGAGAAAGGCUUUGCUAUCCCACUGAACCUUACCCAGGAGAAAGGCUCGACCAUUUGUCUGAGACUAGAGUCCUUGACAUGGCCAGCUCAUGGUAGCAACACACUCCACUCAGGACUUCACACACUCAGGGUUUCCUCUUCUCUCCACAUGUCACCUACUUAAAAUCCUAUAUGCUAGGCAUGGUGAUACACCUUUAAUCCUAGCACUUGCAAGGCAGAAAUAGUUGCAUCUUUACGAGUUUGAGGCCUGUUUGGUCUACAUAGUGAGUUCUAGGUCAGGCACAACUAUACAGUGAGACUGGCUUUUUAAAACUAAAAGCUGGCUGGACGUGGUGAUACACUUUAAAUCCCAGCACUCGGGAGGCAGAGGCAGGUGGAUCUCUGUGAGUUUGAGGCCAGCCUGCUCUACAGAGUGAGUUCCAGGACAGUGAGAGUUACAUGAUAGAGAGAUCCUGUCUCAACAAAAAGCUAUGUAUAUUUCAUUCCUGUAUGAGUAUAUAUGCCAUUCGUGGCCGCUGUCCAGUUGUUUACUAAAAAAAACAUCAUUGGGAAAAUUCUAAGGAUGAUCUUUAUCAUAUGAGUUGAAAUAUUUCCUGAAUUGCUCUCCCCUUUUCUUCCCCACCUCUCUCCACUUACAGAGAUCCACCAAACUCAUUCUGUAUUUCUUUUAUAAAAAAGAGUUUUUUCAGGCAGUGUACUGUUUUAGUAAUUUGAAGUAUAUAAAUAUUAAAUAUUGCUUACUACUGAGUUUGCCUAUGUAAGUGCCAAUGAGUUUGCUCAUGAGAGGGAAUCCUACCCCACUUGUCCUUUUGUAUCUGACUUCAUUCACUUAGCAUGUUUCAAGGUUGAUUCAUGUUCUCUACUUCUACCUUCGGAACUAUUUCCAAAUAACAAAGUUUCUUUAAAUUUUUUACAUGUAUUUUGUGUAUGUGCAUGUGUACAUGUGUGUUUGUUACAAUGUGCAUAUGGAGGUCAUAGGAUAAUUUGCAGGAAUUGGUUCUCACUUCCCACCAAAUGGGUCCAAGGGAUUGCAUUAUCUGAUUUGUCAGCAAGUACAUUUACCCUCUGAACCAUCUCACUGGCCCCAAGGUUUCUUUUUAAAACCUAAGUAGUGUUUCAUUCUGUGCACAUAAAUUAUCUUUUCCCUUAUCUAUUCAUCUGUUUAUGUAUGCUUAGACUGAUCUCUACAAUUUGGCUAUUGUGAAUAGUGCUGCAAUUACUGUAUUUUCUCAAUUAUAAUUAAAUUCAAUGAAGCAGGGAGCAGAAUGGUGAUAAGUAGAUGCUGAGAGGGGUAGAGGAAAUGGGGAGAUGAUAGGCAAAGGUCUGAUGUCUCAAUUAGAAUGAAUAAGUUUAAUUUUCUUUGAGAUGAAUUAUAUUGUCUGUUGAAUGUAGUAAACAGUGGUGUGCUGUACAUUUCAAAAUGGUUAAGAAGCCUGAGCAUGUAUGUAACUCAGUGAUGGAGUGCUUUUGUAGCAUGGAUAUUUCACAUGUAAAGCACUGAGCUGCAACCCCAGCACCAGGACCACAGUUUUCAUUACUGAAGUGAUGUGGGAUUCCCUCUGUGUACUGUGAAUAUGUUUUAUUACCAUUGGUUAAUAAAGAAGCUGCUUUGGCCUUUGACAGGCCGGAAAGUCAAACUGAAUACAGGGAGAAAGAAGGCAGAGUCGAGGGAGAUGCCAAUAGCUGCUGGAGAAGCAAAAUGUGAGGUGACAAGUCACAAACCUUGUGGUAAAUAUAAAAUAGAAAUGGGUUAACUUAAGUUGUGAGAGCAAGUUAAUAAUAAACUUGAACUAAUAGGCCAAACAGUUUGUAAUUAAUAUUAAGCCUCAGAGUGGUUAUUCGGAAACUGACGGGCGGGAGAGAAACCUCCAGUUACACUAAAGCUUUGCAGAGACUUUUGAAAUCCAGAAGUUUGAGGGGGCUGGUGAGAUGGCUCAGUGGUUAAGAGCACUGACUGACUGCUCCUCCAGAGGACCUGGGUUCAAUUCCCAGC